AUGGCGGAAUUAUUUUUUUCAGACUUUGGCUUGUUUUGCUACCUGAAGGAGCUCAGAAAGGAAGAGUUCUGGAAAUUUAAAGAGCUCCUCAAGCAAGAACCUCUGAAAUUCAAACUUAAGCCAAUCCUGUGGCCUGAGCUAAAGAAGGCAUCACGAGAAGAUCUAGCAAAGUUGCUGGACAAGCAUUACCCAGGAAAACAGGCAUGGGAGGUGACACUGAGCCUGUUUCUACAGAUCAAUCGGAGUGACCUCUGGACCAAGGCUCAGGAAGAGAUCAGCAAUAAGCUCAACCCAUAUAAAAAUCGCAUGAAGAAAAAAUUUCGUCUUAUAUGGGAAAAGGAAACCUGCCUUCAAGUGCCUGAUGAUUUCUACACAGAAACCACAAAGAAUGAAUAUGAAGAGCUGACCACUGCAUAUACUGCUGACCAGGCUGGUCAGCCUGUCCUCACUGUGGUCUUGCUAGGUUCUCAAGGAAUUGGCAAAACAACCCUUUUGAGAAAAGUGAUGUUGGAGUGGGCAGAGGGAAACUUAUGGAAGGAAAGAUUCACAUUUAUCUUCUUCAUCAACGGCUGUGAGAUGAACAGUAUCACAGAGACAAGCUUAGUGGGGCUCCUCUCCAGGGACUGGCCGGAGUCUUCAGAGCCGAUUGAAAACAUUUUCUCCCAGCCAGAGAGAAUCCUGUUCAUCAUGGAUGCCUUUGAGAAGCUGAAAUUUGACCUGGACCUUGACACCAACUUGUGCAAUGAUUGGCGGCAGCGACGACCAACCCAGGUUAUUCUGAGCAGUCUGCUGCGGAAAAAAAUGCUUCCAGAGUCUUCUCUGCUGGUCGCAUUGGGAAUGACAGGCAUGAGGAAGAAUUUUUACCUGUUGCAGCGUCCAAAAUACAUCGCCCUUUCAGGACUCUCUGAACAUGAUCGGAAGCUGUAUUUCUCCCAUUUCUUCUGGGAGAAGAAUAAAGCCUUGAGAGCCUUCAGUUUUGUGAGAGACAAUACAUCACUGUUUGUCUUGUGCCACUAUCCCCUUGCAUGCUGGUUGGUCUGUACUUGUAUUAAAUGGCAGCUGGAGAGAGGAGAAGACCUUGGGAUUGCCUUCGAAAGCACCACUUCUCUGUAUGUUUCCUUUUUCACCAGUGUGUUCAAAUCGGGACUUGAGAAUUGUCUGCCUAGGCAGAGCAGAGCCCGACUCAAAAGCUUGUGCACUUUGGCUGCAGAGGGCAUCUGGACUGACAUGUUCGUGUUUCACCCCAGGGAUCUCAGGAAGAAUGGGGUAUCGGAGCCCGAUGCCUCGAUGUGGGAGAGCCUGCGACUUCUCCAAAGGAACGGCGGCCGCUUUAUCUUCAUCCACAGGUGUGUCCAACAGUUUUGUGCCGCCAUGUUCUACCUGCUCAGACAACCCCAGGACAACCCUAAUCCGGUCAUCGGAACUGUGUCCCAGCUUAUAACAGCAGUUGUGACUCAAGCCCCAACCUACUUGUUGCAGACGGGGGUCUUCCUGUUUGGGUUUUCAACAGAAAAAACAACCAACGUGUUGGAGACAUCCUUUGGUUUUCCAUUGUCUAAGGAGAUAAAGCAGGAAAUAACCAAAUGCCUUCAGAGUUUAAGUCAGUAUGACGCCAAUUGCAUAGUGGUGAAUUUUCAUGAAUUGUUCAACAGUUUGUUUGAGACCCAGGAGAAAGAAUUUAUAACACAAGUGAUGGAUUUCUUCGAAGAUGUUAGUAUUUAUAUUAGUAACACAGAUGAUUUGGUAGUGUCUGCAUUCUGCCUCAAACAUAGCCAAAAUCUGCAGAAGCUUCACCUAUGUAUAGAAAAUGUGUUUUCGGAUGAUUGCAGAAGCAUUUUAAAGUAUAAUUUUGCUUCCAGCCUUGGAAAUGGUGUAGAAUUCUUUAAGGCUGUUCUUCACAACCCUCAUCUGAAAUACCUGAACCUAUAUGGCACCAACCUCUCCCGUGGGGAAGUGGGGCAGCUAUGUCAGACACUGAAACACCCAAUGUGCAACAUAGAGCAGCUGAUCAUCAUCUUCAUCUCCACCAUCCUUAUCACCACCAUCAUCACUACCACAAUCUUCACUACUACCACCACCAUCACUACCAUCAUCAUUAUCUCCACCAUCAUCACUACCAUCAUCAUAAUCACCAUCAUCUCCACCAUCAUCACUAUCGUUAUCACACCAUCACCACCGCCACCAUCAUCAUUUCAGAAAUACUUGGGCAUUUUGUUGGCGGGUUGUUACCUCACUCCCAUUUGCUGUAAGGACCUCUCUGCUGUUCUUAUUAGCAAUGAAAAACUAAAGACCCUGAAACUAGGGGACAAUAAUAUACAAGAUGCUGGUGUCAAACAGUUAUGUGAAGCUUUGAAGCAUCCUAACUGUAAACUAGAGAAUCUUGGGCUGGAACUAUGUCAGCUCACCACUGCCUGUUGUGAGGACCUGGCCUCGGCUCUCACUGUCUGCAAGUCACUGAGGGGCCUUAACCUGGACUGGAAUAGCUUGGACCAUGAUGGGGUGCUGGUGCUGUGUGAAGCCUUGAGCCACCUGGAUUGUGCCCUGCAGCUGCUCGGCAUCUUCAGGUGA
Messenger RNA from Hipposideros armiger (great roundleaf bat), 2568 nucleotides. It is a transcript of the gene NLRP9, whose product is annotated as NLR family pyrin domain containing 9. Gene Ontology annotation, cellular component: cytoplasm; canonical inflammasome complex. Gene Ontology annotation, biological process: regulation of inflammatory response. The record is from RefSeq and is a predicted model, not a curated record. Bases 1 to 2568 code for a protein of 855 amino acids. The transcript has 7 exons. NCBI's taxonomy places the organism in Eukaryota, Metazoa, Chordata, Mammalia, Chiroptera, Hipposideridae.